AUGUCUCUGAAUCCGCUCCGCUCUUUCGCCGCGUCUGAAGCUUCGGAUCAGCCAGCCCACGCCCGCCAGCUCGCCGGAACGCUCCAAUAUCGCUCCAAAUGGCUCUUGCUGCCUACAGGAAUGUCUUGCGUGCCACCCGGCUCGCCUUUCAAGGUGCAAUUUCUCCCGGCGCAAUCCCCCCCCCCCCCAAGGUUUGCCCUUUCUGACUUUACCGCCGCAGGCGAUGCCGCCAUCUUGUCCGCCUCUCGGAUGAAGGCGAGGGACGACUUCGAUGCAAACCGGGGCCUCGAUGCCAAUGGCGAAGAUGCGGAGAAGGCCGUGACCUACGCAAACGAAGUGGCCAAAGUUUUGAGAGAGAACGUUGUUCAAGGACGAGCCGGCGACCAUGGCCGAUACCAGCUGAGGAUUCACGAGCACACGGAACGCGGCGACAACGAGACUAUCAAGCAGAACAAGGGAAAGAAUACGCUGUCAGGCGUGAAGUGCUGUUCAGCUUGA
This is a messenger RNA of Diplodia corticola, 498 nucleotides long. Its product is annotated as mitochondrial zinc maintenance protein. Gene Ontology annotation, biological process: mitochondrial respiratory chain complex III assembly. Bases 1 to 498 code for a protein of 165 amino acids. Lineage: Eukaryota; Fungi; Ascomycota; Dothideomycetes; Botryosphaeriales; Botryosphaeriaceae. The record is from RefSeq and is a predicted model, not a curated record. The transcript is spliced from 2 exons.